CUUUGGUUGAUUCUUUCCUUUGAGGUUUUUAUUCCUACAUUAUAUCUCUUAUUAUGUCAUAUACACGCUCUCUUUAUCGUCAGUUAUUAAAAGAAAUUCAUUUACAGUAUACCAAAGCAGCCAACAGUGACAUGUAUGCCAAUGAACUACGAUCCAUUUAUCGACAAAACCAAUCCAUCACCGAUCCUGCUACCAUUACUUCUAUGAAUCAGACUGCUGCUGAUGUUGUCAGCUUUUUGAAAGCAUCUCGGCAACACAAGGAACUUCGAGAAAAAUAUUCUAGUGUGGUCUUGGAACAAAAGAAAAAGAUCGAAAUGAGUGCCAACUUGGUAGGUUUACAAUUACCUGAAGAAUAUGAUCCCAAUUCACCGAAACCUCUUGGUGGUACUGAACAAGCUGUCGCCGAUCGUGUCAACAAAGCCUUUACCAAUCAAUAGAAACUUUUUUAUUAGACAUCUUUUGUUUUUUUUGUACUAUUUUGAAUCAAUAAAUUUCAUACUUUUAUAAACACAA
Molecule: messenger RNA, 513 nt
Organism: Halteromyces radiatus
Lineage: Eukaryota; Fungi; Mucoromycota; Mucoromycetes; Mucorales; Cunninghamellaceae
Exons: 3
Coding region: 54-437 (127 amino acids)
Source: RefSeq, a predicted model, not a curated record